CGCCGCUCCCGCCGGCUCGACCCCCACGGCCGUGGUGAUGACGUCAUCAGAGAGCGGCGCGGAGCAGCGGCUGGCCUGCGACGGCCCACCGCCGACACUGCCCUCUGGCGGCGCGUUCGGCAGCGACACUAGCGCCGCCGCCGGCAGCCUGCUGAACCAGGAGCUGGACAACAUCUGGCAGCUGGGAGAAAUGGAGCCCGACAACAAAUGGGUGCUGCUGAGCAGCGUGGUGCUGAUGUGGGCACUGGACCCGCGGCAGCACCACGACAAAAUUCUGGAGGCCGUGAAUGAACUGAUGAAGCUGGACAGCCUGCGACGAGGCUACUACCGUGACCUCAGGAGCCGCUUCAUCAUCGAGCGAAAGCUCGAAUCGGCCCGGGAAUCGGGCCUCACCGAGCUGGAUCUCUCCUCCUGCCAUCUGACGGCCGUCUACCACACUAACCACAUGGUUGCCAUGACGACGCUGGACGCCGACAACAAUCAGCUGCGCGCGCUCGACCUGAGACACCUGGUGGCGACGGAGCGAGUUACUGCCAAGGCCAACCGUGUACGGCGGGUCAGCCUACCUCCCGGCGAAUUGUGCUGCCUCAGGCGACUGGCGCUGGAUGACAAUGACCUGCGGGAGGUCAGUGACCUCGUCGGCGAGGACGGGCCGUGGCCCAGUGUAGAGGAGCUCAGUGUGACGGGUAACCCGGUGUGUGAAGUACCGGGCUAUGAGGAGCAGCUGAAAGAGAGGUUUCCCGGCCUGAAGAUGCUGAACGGAAAGGCCCUGUGAUCUCUUGCAUGAGAGGGGUGUUAGUCAACUGCACAUCACACUUGUCAAAGGCAUUUUUCGUAUAUUGAUGUAAUCAUAAGGCUUUUGGUGUAUUUCCGUUGUCAUUUGUUAGUCUCAGGCUUACAACCUUUCUUUGUAGCCGUUUUGGGUCCGAUGCAAUGCAGACGAUACAGCACAAAUGAUAUUCGACGAUACACUGGAAAAUGACGAAUGUCACCGUUCAUAUCUCGAUCGCCGGGCAUGAUACGUCAUUAGUCAGAGAUGGCGUCGAUGAUUUUUGCAACAAGCUGAAUUAUUGAAUGAUUGUACUGCCGCUUCGAUGUUCGAUGGAUGCAUUCCGUGUGCUGAGUGAAGUCAGACCAUUGUUAUCGAGAUUCCGUUUUUUCGCUUUCGCCUCAGAAAAUGAUUACAUGAUUCUUCGAAGCAACACCUUUCAAUUUUUUUUUCUGUAGCGGGUGAUGCGAAAAUCGCCCCAGGCAAAUGUUUGCUUAGCCCGGCUGGAGCUUUUAAUUUUCUGUUGUUUUGGUGAUUUAUAUACCGUGGUUUCGUACGUUUACUAUUUAUUCAGGGUAUACACCGCUGAUUACUUUGCGAAAUAAAUGAAAAAAGCCCUG
Messenger RNA from Amphibalanus amphitrite, 1389 nucleotides. Its product is annotated as geranylgeranyl transferase type-2 subunit alpha-like. Bases 38 to 775 code for a protein of 245 amino acids. Lineage: Eukaryota; Metazoa; Arthropoda; Thecostraca; Balanomorpha; Balanidae. The record is from RefSeq and is a predicted model, not a curated record. The transcript is spliced from 3 exons.